Molecule: messenger RNA, 5230 nt
Organism: Nothoprocta perdicaria
Lineage: Eukaryota; Metazoa; Chordata; Aves; Tinamiformes; Tinamidae
Gene: MCF2L
Product: MCF.2 cell line derived transforming sequence like
Exons: 31
Coding region: 193-3657 (1154 amino acids)
Biological process (GO): positive regulation of Rho protein signal transduction; intracellular signal transduction
Cellular component (GO): extrinsic component of membrane; cytoplasm
Molecular function (GO): guanyl-nucleotide exchange factor activity; protein binding
Source: RefSeq, a predicted model, not a curated record
CCGCCUCAGCCCGGGCACUGCCAGGAGCGAGCGGGCACUUCUCCCUCCUUUUGUGCUCCCAGGGAAUCCGUGCGGAGUAAUUGAAAUGCAGGGCUGCAAAGCACUGCUGUAGAAUUCCUUCUUUUUUUCUUCCCUUCGUUCUUGGACCAGGGGGAACAUGUUUGCUGUGGAUUCUUUUUGUUUUAUCAGAGAAUGAGAGGCUGGCUGAAUGCUGAAGAAAUGGCCCUGGAAGAACUGAUGCAAAGAUUAAAUGCGGUUUCCCAGUGCACGGAUGAAAUCAUGCAUCAAGACAUCGUUCCCCUCUAUGCUGCAGAUAUUGAGGACCAGUUAAAGAAGCAGUUUGCUUACCUGUCAGGUGGAAGAGGGGGAGAUGGCUGCCCUGUUAUCACCUUUCCGGAUUAUCCGGCUUUCAGCGAGAUCCCUGAAAAGGAGUUCCAGAACGUCCUGACGUACCUGACGAGCAUCCCAAGUUUACCAGAUGCUGGAAUUGGAUUUAUUCUUGUCAUAGAUCGCAGACAGGACAAAUGGACCUCUGUGAAAGCUUCUAUCCUGCGGAUAGCGGCCUCUUUCCCGGGAAACCUGCAGCUGGUCCUUGUGCUGCGUCCCACGGGAUUCUUUCAUCGAGCGCUCUCGGACAUCGCUUUCAAGUUCAACAAGGAUGAGUUUAAAAUGAAAGUGCCUAUCAUAAUGCUGGGCUCGGUAUCAGAACUGCAGGGUUAUAUUGAUAAAACACAAUUAACAGAAGAACUUGGUGGCACCCUGGAUUACUGCCAUAACAGAUGGCUGUCCUGUCGCACUGCUAUAGAAAGUUUUGCCCAAAUGGUUAAGCAAACAGCUCAGAUUCUUCAGUCCUUUGGGACUGAGUUGGCUGAAACAGAACUGCCAAAUGAUGUGCAAUCAACCAGCUCCCUUCUUGCAGCGCACGCAGAGAAGAAGGACAAAAUGAAGGAGGAUAUAAGGUUAGCUGUAGAACAGGGAGAUGAUAUCCUUGGAAGUAUUACAAAACCAGUUACUGAGAACCCUGAAUACAAACUGAAUCAAGAUCAACUAGACAAUCAAACAACCGUGAAAAGGCUUCUGGCUCAAUUGCAGGAAACGGAGACUGCCUUUGAUCAGUUUUGGACUAAGCAUCAGCAAAAACUCGAGCAGUGCCUGCACCUCCGGCAUUUCGAGCACAACUUUAGAGAGGUUAAAGCAGCUUUGGAUAUUGUGUCCGAGAGACUGUCUGCUUUCACAGAUGUAGGAAACAGCUGCUCACAUGUGGAGCACAUUUUGAAAGAUCUUGCCAWCUUUGAAGAAAAAUCAUGUGAAACUAUAGCAAAGGCCAGAAUGCUAGCCUCAGAGGGAGACCGCUUUAUUCAAAGCAAUCACUAUGCUGUGGACUCCAUUCUUCCAAAAUGCAGUGAGCUUCAUCAUCUCUGUGAUGCUUUUACUGCAGAGACAGAACAGAAGAGGAAUCUUCUGAACAAAUCUCUAGAACUGCAUGGCUUGUUAGAAAAGUCUAUGAAGUGGUGUGAUGAAGGAAUUUAUCUGCUGGCUUCACAGCCUGUAGAUAAGUGUCAGUCUCAGGAUGGUGCAGAAUCAGCAUUACAGGAGAUCGAGAAGUUUCUGGAUACUGGUGCAGGCAAUAAAAUCAGAGAGCUGAAUAAAAUCUACAGGGAGUAUGCACACAUCCUCAAUGAGGACCUGAAGGAGCAUGUGCAAAAGGUAUUUCAGAAGCAGGAAAGCAUGGAGGAAAUGUUCCAGAAGAGACAAGUAAGCCUUAAGAAAUUGGCAGCUAAGCAGACACGUCCCGUUCAGCCAGUUGCACCAAGACCUGAAGCCUUUGUAAAAUCUCCCUGCACUUCUCCAGGUCCUCAAAGAGAGCAUGUCUCCAGCUCAGAAAGCAACGUACUUCGGAGGCUAAACUACAAAAGGACAAAGAGUGAAAUGACUGAACUCCAUCAAAACAGGGGAGGAUCUACAAUGGAUGAUGAAGAAAACCUAGCUGUAUUAAGGCAGCAUGUGAUUAAUGAACUUAUUGAAACCGAACGGGCAUAUGUGGAAGAACUGCUCUGUGUUCUUGAGGGCUAUGCUGCAGAGAUGGACAACCCCUUAAUGGCUCAUCUUAUUCCACCGGAGCUCCAAAAUAAGAAGGAUAUUUUGUUUGGGAACAUGGAGGAAAUCUAUCACUUCCACAACAGAAUAUUCCUGAGAGAACUAGAAAAUUAUGUAGAAUAUCCAGAGCUAGUAGGACGAUGUUUUCUGGAUCAGAUGGAAGACUUCCAGAUUUAUGAAAAAUACUGCCAAAAUAAACCCCGAUCUGAAAGUCUGUGGAGGCAGUUUUCAGACUCCGUAUUCUUCCAGGAAUGUCAAAGGAAACUUGACCACAAGCUGAGUUUGGACUCAUAUUUGCUGAAACCUGUUCAAAGAAUAACCAAAUAUCAGUUACUGUUAAAGGAAAUGCUGAAAUACAGUAAGAACUGUGAAGGUGCUGAAGAUCUCCAAGAAGCAUUAACUUCUAUCCUGGGUAUUCUCAAAGCAGUGAAUGAUUCUAUGCACCAGAUAGCCAUCACUGGCUAUGAUGGAAAUCUGAAUGAGCUGGGCAAGCUUUUGAUGCAGGGAUCCUUCAGUGUCUGGACUGAUCAUAAAAAGGGUCACUCGAAGGUGAAGGAUCUGGCGCGCUUCAAGCCGAUGCAGCGGCACCUCUUCCUCCAUGAGAAAGCAGUGCUGUUCUGUAAAAAGAGAGAAGAGAAUGGAGAGGGAUACGAGAAAGCACCUUCCUACAGCUACAAACACUCCUUGAAUAUGGCAGCAGUUGGAAUAACAGAAAAUGUGAAAGGUGAUGCAAAGAAAUUCGAAAUCUGGUAUAAUGCAAGGGAAGAAGUUUACAUCAUACAGGCACCAACUCCUGAAGUUAAAGCUACYUGGGUAAAUGAAAUAAGAAAAGUGCUGACUAGUCAACUGCAGGCAUGUAGAGAAGCCAGUCAGCACAGGACGCUAGAACAAACCCACAGUUUACCUCUACCAGCAACAUCUUGUACAAGUCCUUCACGGAACAACAUUAGAAAUGCAAARAAAAUGGAAGAGAGAAAAUCUGAUCUCAUGAGUCCUGAAGGUUUUGGCACCACAGUAGCACCAAAGUACCCUGAGAAAGGCAAAGCUUCUCCUACCAGCCCUGACAAAAAAGCUAAACGACAUGAAGUAGUGAGUGACCCAACUCCUCUUGGUCUAAGAGGUUGGGCUAAGACGUCCCAUUCUCUGGAUGCAUCUGAAGAAAAUGAUGGCUGGUCUAGUGCCGAUGACCCGCUGAAUUCCUCGGAUGCGGAGGAGGAAGGAAGAGAAGGAGGAGGAGAGAUGAAACUGGCUCCUGGCAAAUACACCGUUGUGACUGAUUAUGAGAAAGGAGUUUCCGAAGAAUUUACAGUGAAAAGUGGGGAUCUAGUUCAACUGAUUCGAGAAGGGGAGGAUGCACUUUGGUAUGUGAAGAAUCUGAGCACUGGUAGAGAAGGUUGGAUCCCAGCAAACAAUCUGCUGAUGCUCAUAGGCAAUUCAAAAUCAGCYCAAUCUUUAAGCAGCUCUGAAUCAGGCACUGCAUCCAGCACUCUGAGCACAUCAUCAAGUUGCAGUGACAGCUGCAAUGCCAGCAGCACCAGCUCCGUGGACAUUAAGGGCUGACAUGAAGUUCUCAUCCCACCUCCAGGGAAGGUGGAAAUCUGGGAUUUGUCAUCUUGGGCAGAGUUGUGAAUGCUGCACUCGGGUGGAGAACUGCUACUUUGUGUGGCUGCCUCUGUAUAUUUGCAUUGGUGACUUUUAUAGAGGGUCUCGCAGAAGAUUCCAGUGAAAAGUGCAUGGAAKGGGAAGCUGUAAAUAAAAGUUAAAGAUUUGAAAUUAGGACUUGAAGAGGCUUCUGCUCUGAAGUCUGAAGCUCCAGAGUUGCUGGCAUCCAACAUGUUUGCUCAUAGAUGCACAAUCAGGUUGCUACAGAAGUGUGUCAUUUCAUUACAGCCACAAUCUGAUUGGGAGCCAACAAAAUGUGUUCAGUGCUAAUUCCUUAUUGUAAAUUAAUAAAUUAGCAAUCACUGUACAGGAUAGGCAUAGGGAAAAUCAACCCAAGUUUACAAUUUCUUCUCCCCACACCCCUUUCUCCAGGGAUGUUCCUUGGUCAGUGCAGUGACUGGGACUCUUGCAGCAAAAAGGAAGGAGGUUUGGCCCAACUGUUUCUCUUGUCUCGAGUCCUCAUGAGACUCUUUGCAGUAAAAUACUUCCUAGAAGCUGUGGUGCAGAAAGGACCAGUUCACUGACCACAGCAGCAUCAAAAGAAAAMGCUGGUUUUCUUUUCAGACCUUUUCUGUGUGCAGUGGGGUAGCCGUUUUCUGAGGUAUUUUGUCCUCCCAACCAAAUUCUUUACCAAUAUCACUGUUUACAUAACCUUGGCAAUUCAGUGGUAUCUUUUUGUUCUUAAUGCAAGUGCACGGUGAAACAGGAAAUGUGUUYACUAAAUUUCGUAGUAAUCUGCAAUUGCAUGGCUACCUUCACUUCUAUCUUUUAGCAUGUAGUUACAGGCAAAGAAAACCCUUGCAUUUGCACUAUGGGUCAAGAACCUUCAUUCAUACCAACCUCUACGGGGUAAAAAAGUGACUCUUUUUAGUCAAUAGUUUUGUGGCAUGCUUAGUCAAAAGCAAAUUACAUAAAUUUUCUAUUAAAGAGAAGAACAGGAAAAAAAUGUUAAUCAGAUUUGCGCUAUAGAAAAAAUUUACUUUUUUUGAAGAAGGAUAAUGUUAAACUUAGUGUCUUUUCAAGCUGUGUUGUAAGCCAAUGAUGUAAAUUUUGUCAGGUCCUUUGCACUUCAUCCUUACCAACAGUACAGGAACUUGUGCUAGUCAUGUAUGCAAUACUGUGGCCAUUCCUUGCCAUCUCCAAUAUUUUUACUUACAUGAAAGUGUUUUAACCUGUCUCAUGUAUUAUAUUAUUUAAAAUAAGAUGGAAGAGCUUCAUUUUUCCAAAGCAGCAAGUAGCAGCAAGCUGUCAACAAGAACUUCUGUUAAUUAUCAGACCCUCUAAUGACUGAGCUCCAAAGUCUCUGUUUUUCUUCAGAAAUUGAGAUUUUUAGAGGCUGCAUUUGGGAAAACUUAAAAGAAACCCUCUAGAGAAUGAUCUUACUCCUGACUUAUAAAAGUAAUCCUGUCUCAGAUGCAAGCAAAAUGUAGCUGACUGUGGUCAAUACAAACUGAAAACACAUGUAUGUACA